GUGUGUCAGCAAACCUAAAUGGAGAGGGGCCGGUGCCGCCCUGCAAGCCUGCAUUGAGCAUCUAAAGAGGCUCUUUAUUACCUUUCACAAGGCGGACACUCUACACUCCUCAGUAUCAGCGGGAACUUGGCAGGCAGGGGAGCGCUUUUGUCUGUAUCAAAAUCUGAAACGCCAACAUGUUUAAGAUACGCAAAACGAAGGAGGAGGAGCCCACCGCCCCGGGGCAGGUGAGGAUUAAAAAGAGAUCCAAGGUUCCCGGGGUGAUGAUCACCCAGUAUGUUGAGGAGAUUCCCGAGAGGAUGUCCACCCCGGACUUCACCCGCAAACCCAUCGCCCUGACCAUCCAAGAAGGGAAAUUGGCUAUAUUCAGAGCGAUCAUUGUUGGAGAGCCGACACCUUCCGUUACAUGGAUCAGGAACGACGGCGAACUAGACGAUCCAGAAAUGUACAAAAUCACUUUUGAUACAAGUUCGGGGGAACACCAGCUGCAGAUACCGGACGUUUCAGGGGAUCACUCAGACACCUACAAAUGCCUUGCCACUAACGAGUAUGGAAGAGCGGUGGUCACUGCUAACCUCAACGUGAUUGAAGUUGGCUACAAGAAGACCAAAGCCCUGCAACAAUCCAGAACAGCCGUCCGGGAGAUGCCAGAAGAUUUCAAAAAGAAUUUGAAAACCAGGGUGGAAGUAGAGCCAAAGGAGGAGAAGAAGGAGAUAGAUGAGAGGUUCUGGGAGCUGCUGAUGAGCGCGGACAAGAAGGACUAUGAGAGCAUCUGCUUCCAGUACGGAGUGACCGACUUCCGUAGGAUGCUGACCAAACUGAGCGAGAAGAAGAUAGAGCGCGAGGAAGAGCAGUCUAAGGUAGUUGAAAGACUCUGCAACCUCAAACCCAUAGAGUUGAGAGACGACGGAGGGGCAGAGUUUGAACUUGAAAUGUCCCUGAAGGACCCAGCCCAUAAGAUCUUCCUGUUCAAGGAUGGAGUCAUGAUCCCCUUUAACGCUGAUGAAACAGAAGUCAAACACGGGUUGAAGCAAGUAGGGAAGAAGUUUGUGUUCAGCAUAAACGGUGUCGAUCCCGAAGACGCUGGAAUGUACCAAGUCGAGGUGAACGGCGUCAAGAUCUUCUCAACAGAUCUCAAAAUGCCCAACGUGGACUUCCUGGUGAAGAUACAGGAGGUCACGGCGCUGGAGAGAGAGGACGCCGUCUUUGAGUGCGUCGUCUCACAGCCCAUGACGAACAUCAAAUGGACGAUGAAGAACGCCCCGGUGGAGCAAGGCGAGAAGUACGACAUCGAGGUGUCCGAGGACAUGCUGAUCCACACGCUGGUGGUGAAAGACUGCAAGCAGCUGGACAAGGGCAUCUACGCUGCGGCGGCCGGAAUGAACUCCUGCUGCGCCUGGCUCAUUGUGGAAGCGGACACCGACGGGACCGGUAAGAAGAAGGCCCGCAGGACCACCCGGGCCGGCGGAGGGGGAGCCGACCUGCAAAAGAUCGCCGCGGAGCAGAACGCCCUCGUCCUGAAGGAGCGAGAGGAGAUGAUCGCCAGGGCGACCGCUGCAGCCGAGGCCGCGGCCGCGUUGGAGGCGGAGGCUGCUGCGCUGAGGGCGGCGGAGGCGGCGGAGAAGGCCGCCAAACAGGCAGAGGCCCUCGCUGCCAAGAAGGCGGCGACAUUGGCCGCCAAGAAGGAAUGGGAUGCGAAGGCGAAGGCGGCCGGGAAGGAGACCAAGAAGAAAUCGGUGAAAAAGGACGGAGCAGCAGAUGGAUCUGAGGAGACGGUGGAAGGAGAAGAGGAAGAAGAAGAGCUGGAGGAGGGAGAAGAGGAAGAGGAAGAGGGAGAAGAGGAGGGUGGAGAAGAGGAGGGUGCCGAAGGGACAGUUGCUAAGGAAACGGUGGAGGGAGAGGAAGGCGAAGAGGCCCCUGUGAAGAAGAAGAAGAGAGUGAAGAAAGUGGUGGUUCCUGACGCUGUCAUCGACCCAGGCGUGUACUUCACCAAAGGUCUCUCCGAUGUGAGCCCUGUGAUUGGCAAGGAGGCUGAACUGGUCUGCAAGCUGAGCGCGGACUGCGAUGGCGUCUGGUACAAAGAAGCGGUGGACACUUUAGAGAUGGAAGAGUUAACAUCCACGGAAGAUGUCUGCAUUAGCAAAGAUGGGGUCUUUCACAAACUCACAAUCAAAAAGUGCAAGGAAGAAGACACUGGAAAGUAUAGAUUUGAAGCCGAUGGACGUAAAACAGAGGCUACAAUAACUGUUGAAGAUCCGCCCAGGUUCAAGAGCGAGGAUCUGGAAGAGUUCGCCAAGCCGUCGGUCAUCAAGGUGGGACAGAACGUGGCCUUCGAGAUCCCCUUCGAGGGCCGAGAGCCCAUGAAGAUCCAGUGGUUUAUCGAGGACGAGGAGGUGCAGGAGGACAGCCAAGUGAAGAUCGAGAAGUCCGCCACACGCUCCCGCCUGGUGCUCAUCAAGUGCCAGCGCAAGAUCUCCGGGGAGGUGAAGAUCAAGCUAAGGAACGAGUUUGGAAUCUUUGAGGCCAUCACCCAGCUUAACGUAUUGGAUAAACCAACACCACCACUAGGGCCUGUGGAGGUCAUUGAAAGCUCAGCCAGUGCCGUUGAGUUUAAAUGGAGGCCUCCCAGGGAUGCCGGUGGCUCUCCCAUCACAGACUACAUCCUGGAGCGGCAGCAGAUCGGACGCAACAGCUGGAAGAAAUUAGGCAAGAUCGGCCCGGAGGCCAAGUACAGAGACUUAGACGUGGACCACGGAAGAAAGUACUGCUACCACAUCAGGGCUGAAACCGAGCAGGGCACCAGUGAGAUGAUCGAGACAGAUGACCUCCAGGCUGGAACCAAAGCCUAUCCUGGCGCUCCUUCUACGCCGAAGGUGGUCAGCGCGUUCAAGGACUGCAUCAACCUGGCCUGGAGCUCACCGUCCAACACGGGAGGAACAAACCUCCUGGGAUACAACAUUGAGAAGCGCAAGAACGGGAGCAACCUGUGGGGUCAAGUGAACCCACCGGAGGAGCCCAUCAAGGAGAGAAAGUACGGAGUGAAAGACGUUGUGGAGGGGUUCGAGUACGAGUUCAGAGUGUCAGCUGUCAACAUCUCUGGGGCCGGGGAGCCGAGCUCGCCGUCCGAGUUUGUCUUCGCAAGAGAUCCAAAGCAGCCACCGGGUCGCGUCAUCGACCUGAAGGUGACAGACUCCACCUACACCACCCUGUCCCUGGCCUGGACCAAGCCCAGGGAGGAGGAAGGGGUUCAGGACGAGGCCAAGGGGUACUUUGUGGAGCUCAGGCCAGCGGAGAACACGGAAUGGAGUCGCUGUAACUCGAGCGCCAUCAUUAUGGGCUCCUACAGCAUCAUGGGUCUGAAGUCCAUGGCCAUGUACUGGGUGAGAGUGCUGGCCACCAACGAGGGGGGGGACGGAGAAGCGCAGGAUCUGGACAACUACAUCAUCGCCAUGCCCCCUCCAGUGAGACCUAAAUUCACUGACCAGAAGAUGAAGAGCUUCAACGUUAUAAGAACCGGGAACGUAGCGAGAAUCAACGUCAAUUUUGAGGCCUCUCCGGUGCCUAAAAUCCUGUGGUUGAAGGACGCGGGACCCUUGACUAAGGGUGUGACAGUGAGCAACACGGACACCUCCUCCCAGCUCCUCCUCCCUUCGGCAGAGCGCACCGACACAGGCGUCUACACCAUCCUGGUCAAGAACAUCGUGGGCCAGGAGACCUUCAGUUUUGAGAUAAGGGUCACAGACGAGCCCAAGCCCCCGGGCCCGGUGGAGCUGGACCAGAACGUCCCCGGCACCGUGACCGUGUCCUGGACUGCCUCCCCGGACGAGAAGAGGGACGACCGGCUGCACUACGUGGUCACCAAGCGGGACUCCGUCAAGCGCACCUGGCAGACGGUGGCGGAGUGCCUGUUCAACAACAAGUUCACCGCCAUCAACAUCAUGGCCGGCACGCAGUACCACUUCCGCGUCUACGCCAAGAACGACAUGGGUCUGUCAAAGCCCUCCGAGUCGAGCACCUGGGAGGUGGGCAAGAGGAGAGAGAAGUUCAAGCUGGAAAUGCCCGAGACUAAGGGCUGCAGCUUCGACGCCGCGCCCUCCUUCACCGUGCCGCUGAAGAUGCACAGCAGCCCCGAGACGUACGAGUGCUACAUGACCUGCGCCGUCACGGGGAACCCCAAGCCCAGCGUCACCUGGUACCGCAACAACAUCAGCCUCAACACCAACACCAGCUACCACGUCACCAACACCUGUGGCGUGUGCUCCAUGGUCAUCCUGCGGGUGGGCUCCAAGGACAACGGGGAGUACACCAUCGCCGCGCAGAACGCGCUGGGCAGAGUGGAGUGCUCCACUAAACUCACCGUGCAAGAUUAAGGAAAAAACCGGAGGAUCUCCCAGGAAAUGCUUCGAUUUAAAUGCAUAGGACAUCAAUAAUGCACAUUCUUCUGAAGCAUGACAUUAUUUCUGUCUGAGGUGAUUCAUGUGUUUUACAAUGGUGCAAUUUUUAUGUAUUAACAGAAGUCAAGAAUUUAAGAUGAAGGUGAAUAUCGAUGGGGAAGUAGGUAAAUUCAAUAUUUCUGUUUAUGCAAUACUUAUACUGAAAUGUUUCUGCGUAAGGCCAGCAUAACGGACAGAAGCCAAGAUAAAACCCAACAUACAUAAUUUUCCACAAUUUAGUGGAAAAUAUGCGUACCCGUACACUUAUUUGAACACUUUGAGUAUGAUUCUAAAAGAGCGCAAUCUGAGGAUUAAAGUAUGCCUUUUGCCUUUUUUAUUUUGCUUUCAGGCCUAAUUCUUGAGUUUUGCCAGAUCUAAUAUGUUGCUGAUUUAAUAAAAGCAUAUAGUUUGCGUUUGGAAUUGCUGCUCGUUUACUAUUUGAUACAAUUUUGUCAUGACUUCUGCUUUAUGUGUUUUGAAUGGUUAGUACAUGCAAAUGUACUUAAAAAAAGAACCUUGCUGAACAAAUCAGACAAACAGCGCCGCCUUUAGCCAAAUACAUGCCACUGUAUCGAACAAGUUACAAAAUAUGAAAAAUGACUGACAAAUGAACGUGUUUUAUUGGAUAUUUAAUUUGAUUAAUUAGUAUUUUUGGAUUGGUUGACUUAUAAACAUAUGUUCAGUCCAACUGUUGAAGCCAAUCAUAGUCUAAUAAAGUACAGCAUGCUGACCCAUAAUGCAUACCCAUUGUUUUAGUCGCAUUAGUAUCACUUCGGUUCAAUAUGCAAUGGUUAUUUAUUACUUCAUCUAUGCAUCUGUGUGUAUACCACCUUAUAUUCUUUAAAUAUAAUGUUUGGGCAUUGCAUUGUCUUCGCACUAUAGAUAUGCCUCACUACUACCGAGAUGCUUCUCUCCUUACUGUACUGUAAAAAACUGUCUUCGUCACUGCCUACUGCUGCACGGCUUCAAGUUUCUCUUUUACUGCACGCGUGCCAUUGUGUUCAGGUUUUUGAGUUAAUAAUAAAGGUCCGAAACGAUGAAAAAAGGAAAACCUGAAAUGCAUUGCUGAGUGAACUGUAAACAUGUGAACAUGUGCCAUCAGCAUUCGGCCAUCUUCAGCGUGUAAAGACUCUAACACAUGCUAGUGUGACUAGGGUGCUUGUCGCCGGGUCCAUCUUAACGCGCAUUUAUUUAUAAGUUAACAGGCGACACGGAUACGCAACACGUGUGAAACCGCUCGCACGCUUUCUGACACACGCAGCUGCUUUUAAAAGACGGAACCAAUCCUCCGGGGAGACAUGUUUUCCCGGAGUUUGUCCAAAGUGUUUCUCGGCCCCCCACCCUUAGAAAACGGGUCUUCCUCUUCGCGCAUGUACAGGUUAAAGAGCAAUGUCUACCAUGAUUGACACCCCAGCUCUGACCCUGCUGAGCUCUGCAAUAAAGGCCUCUGAGAACC
Molecule: messenger RNA, 5889 nt
Organism: Gadus macrocephalus (Pacific cod)
Lineage: Eukaryota; Metazoa; Chordata; Actinopteri; Gadiformes; Gadidae
Gene: igfn1.3
Product: immunoglobulin like and fibronectin type III domain containing 1, tandem duplicate 3
Exons: 24
Coding region: 177-4370 (1397 amino acids)
Molecular function (GO): protein binding
Source: RefSeq, a predicted model, not a curated record